Pelodiscus sinensis (Chinese soft-shelled turtle) is the source of this 5750-nucleotide messenger RNA. Lineage: Eukaryota; Metazoa; Chordata; Testudines; Trionychidae. The record is from RefSeq and is a predicted model, not a curated record.
GUGCUGGUAAAACACCAUCAUUAGGAGGUGGAUUCCAUGUCAGUUUGGGAAAGGAAUCACGAGCACAGACUCUUCAGAAUGGAAAGCGUCAAAUUCAUCACUUAGGAAACCAGUUGCAACUCAACCAGCAUUGUCUUGAUACUGCUUUUAACUUUUUCAAGAUGGCAGUGAGCAAGCACUUAACUCGUGGACGAAAGAUGACCCAUGUAAUUGCUGCAUGUCUCUACUUGGUGUGUAGAACUGAAGGAACACCUCACAUGUUACUUGACCUCAGUGACCUUCUUCAGGUGAAUGUCUAUGUGCUGGGAAAAACUUUCCUUCUGUUGGCCAGAGAGCUGUGCAUAAAUGCUCCAGCUAUAGAUCCAUGUUUAUAUAUUCCUCGUUUUGCACACAUGCUAGAAUUUGGAGAUAAGAACCAGAAAGUAUCAAUGACAGCUCUGCGAUUAUUACAGAGAAUGAAAAGAGACUGGAUGCACACAGGACGUCGACCGUCAGGGCUCUGUGGAGCAGCUCUUCUAGUAGCAGCAAGAAUGCAUGAUUUCCGACGCACUGUUAAGGAGGUUAUCAGAGUGGUCAAGGUUUGUGAGUCCACAUUAAGGAAAAGGCUUACGGAAUUUGAAGACACACCAACAAGUCAGCUAACUAUCGAUGAAUUUAUGAAGAUUGACUUGGAAGAGGAGUGUGAUCCUCCUUCAUUUACUGCUGGUCAAAGAAAAUUAAAGAUACAGGAGCUUGAGAAAGUGCUGUCAAAAAAGCUUGAAGAUGUUGAAGGUGAAAUAUCAAGUUACCAAGAUGAAAUAGAGAAUGAAUUAGAAAAUAGUAGGCCAAAGGCAAAAGGAGUAUUUGCAAAUUUGACUAAGGAUGAAUCUAUAGAAGAUAAUAGUGCUAGUGUAUGUGGAGAGGAAGAGGCACAAGAUGAAGAACUAGAAGCAGCUGCUAAUCAUUUAAACAAGGACUUUUAUAAUGAACUUCUCAAUAAAGAUAGAUUAAAGAAAAAUGAAGGGAGGGACUGCAAGGAUGGAAAUGAUGCCCCUGUAUGGCCACCUGCAUUAGAAUCUCUCCUUGGUCCACUUCCUACUGCUGCCAGCCUUGGAAUAACAGAGUCUAUAAAAGAGUGCAUAUCUACUAAGGAUGGAGACCACAACGAAAAUGCGGGAGAUGGAGAAUUAGAUCUUAGUGGAAUUGACGACACUGAAAUAGAUAGGUACAUACUUGAUGAAACAGAAGCUCAAAUAAAAGCAGAACUGUGGAUGAAAGAAAAUGCAGAUUAUUUGAAGGAACAAAAGGAGAAAGAAGCAAGAAUAGCAAAAGAGAAGGAGCUUGGAAUUUAUAAAGAACACAAGCCAAAGAAGUCUGCAAAAAAGCGGGAACCAAUUCAAGCCAGCACAGCAGGAGAGGCAAUUGAAAAGAUGUUGGAACAGAAGAAAAUCUCAAGUAAAAUUAAUUAUAAUGUGCUAAAGGACCUGAACAGCAAAGGAAGUAGCACACCAAAGAAAGAGGAUGACAGCACUGAUGACAGCAGCAACACCAAGAAGCUGUCAAGAAGAAAAUCUACUGUCAGUAGGAAUAUAGCCAAUGCUGUAAACAGUAUGGGGAAAAGAUUAAGACCAUUGAUUUCUGCACAGCUAGCUAAAAAGGCUGCAACUGAAGAGGCAGUCUUUCCACAUUCACAGACAGAAGGGCCAGAGCUUGAAAAACCAGGGAAUGUUCUGGUAGAGAGCGGACCGGUAUCAUAUAACCAUGAUGAUGAAGUUGAAGAAGAAGAAAUCGAAGAAGAGGAUGAGCACUGCAUGAGUGCACUUCAGUUAAUGGGAGGAAAUGAUUAUGGCUGUGAUAUGGACGAUGACGACGGUUAUUAGUCCUAUUUGUUUUCAAAGGAGAUGGAGUAAUUUUUUAUUCUAAUGACUUUAUGAAUGGUGAAUGAAGCUGUCUAUGAUCAGCAAACAUAAAUGAACAAUCCUGAUUUUUGUAAAAAGACUUUUAGUUAAGUGUUGAUUCUGGUCAGUUUACAUUGACCUAUAACCCAGCAAUAAAGUUUGGGUUUAUCGUACUUGAAAAUUUUUUUUGGAUCAUGUUUUGAGGAAGGAAUUCAUGGAAGUAAUGUUUCUAGAGAACAUAGAAAAAUAGCCUGUGUAUAGAGAGUAUGUUGUGGUUAAAAAAACUACACGUCUCAUAUCUGAUCCUGCUUCAGGCAUGCUGCUGAAAAGGAACAUAUAGAAGAGGAAUAAAUUAUAAAGCAAGUAAAACUUCCAUAUAAACCUUUGAACUACACCAGAUUUAAAGCUCUCAUAAUGCUAGAAAUGAGAAAAAGAAAUAUUUCUAAUCAUUAGUAAUAACGUGACUCUGCCACUGUGUCCAAACUUCCCUACUUGAUAAAGUCAGAAAAGUAAAUAAAUGAAGGAAAAAGAUAUAAUUUAAUGUCAGUAUCUCUUUGAAUUAAAUUAAUGUUUAAUGGUCAAUAUGUGUUUAUGGACAUUAAUAACAGAGAUGUAUGUUCCUCAAGAGAUACUGACAAUAGAAGACAAUGUUGUCACAGAAGUAUGAUUUCUACUGCUUUAUAAAUGCUGCAGCAGUAUUUAUGAAAAAAAUAGUUUAAGGCAAAUUAUCCAUGGGGAAAGCAAGCGACACUAUUGUGGCUAAUUUCAUUCCAGUAACGAUAUAUGACCAUGCUGCUGAGCUGUCACAAGACUGAUAUGGAGAUGAUGGUAGAAGUUGGUGAGUCAGGUGACUGUUAGUGACUUGCUGCAUUCUGGCUGGCUCGGGAACAGACUUGGUCUGUGAUGUAGGCACACAGAAGGCAGCCUGUCUCCAAACAGCUAGGCGUUUUUUUUUAAAAAAAAACAAAAACAAAAAAAGCAUAGGUUUUUGUGUAAAUCAGUUGUUUCUGGUUAGACUGAAGUUUAAUUUAAUUUAUUUAACUUUUUUUAUUGGGAAAUUAAACAUCACCUGUAUGGCAACCUGAUUGGCUUAGCCUGACUUUCAUUUUGUUCUAUCAGUAUUAAUGCCAGAAUGCUGGUCUUCUGAGAUUCUACAGUUCAGCACACUUUAUCUUCCUGAUCCCAAACUCAGUAGAACAACUGCGCUGAAUUCUAGCUCUGUGGAUUAAAAUCAGACCUGGUGUUGGUAGAUUCAACUCUCAUUGACCUCCCUUCGCCCCCGCCUUUAAGGCCCUAUCCAAAACUCACUGAAAUCUGUGGAAAGACUCCAGUAGACACAUAUAUGUUUUGGAUCAAGACCUUAAUGAUGUUGGGAGCCACAGGAGUUCUGACAUUUUCUUCAUUCUCACGUGGCUGUUGGCGGUCAAGGAAACUGCAACAUCUGCCAGAAGUUACAUAUUGCUUAGCAAAAUAGUCUUCCCCAAGCGGGUCUGUUCCAGCGUUACACGCUGUAAGAAGCGCUCCAUUUAUUAUUAGGCAAGUCACCCACUACAGAAACACCACCCUUCUCUUUCUGACGGAAGUUCUGAAGAGCUAUGACUUGAUCACAUAUCCAGAGGCUGGAUAUCAGUGCUUCUCCCAGGGCCUGGCAAGAAGGAGAUUGGGCAGCUCCCUUGAUCAUCACCAGCUAGGUUUAUGUAGAAGGAAAUGGUGUUGCCCAGACUUCCAGGGACAUUAGACAGGACAGAGGCACUUGAACUUCCCUUCCAACAGCCAGUAAAAUGGGCUGUGGGAGGGGAGAGGUAAGAGGAGCAAGAGGUCUAUGAUCCUACACAGUUUCUCUGGGACACAAUUGAAUGCUGGCAUAACUAGUCAAUGUACUGCUUUGACUAGUAUGUAUUGGCUAGAUAUUUUUGAGCCCUAUCAAUGAGACUGCAAGUGCUGUUGCAGAGUUUGAAUAGCAAAAUGCAUUGCUGGCAGGAGGAAAACCAAGCCCUUUUUUAUUAUUUUUCUAUAGAGUUUGGGAAAGAUUUUUGGGGAUUGGAAAGAUGAGAUUUAGUAUAAUUCUUACAUGAAAAGCUGGUACUGUAUAAGAAAAGUUACAGAUGGUUGGUAGCUACACAGAAGCUGCUCUGAGACUAAAGGUAUGGAGUGAAACCUUUCUGUCUGCACAAAAAAUGAAAAAUUACACUUUUAUCAUAUAAUAAUUAUAAUAGUUUUAAAAAUACCAAGCAGAUUCAUUAUGCCUUUGCAAAUCUAUGGUUCAUCUGCCUAGGCCAGUUAGGUUGAAUUUAAAGAUUGCAGCACUCCGCCCAAGAGCAAUAUUGUAAGUACCCAUACUCCUAAUAUAGUCUCAAAAUCUGGAUUUUACACCAACGUUCAAAUUAUUGUAUAUACAUGAAAUAAACAUGCAUGUUGACUCCUGGAAGAUAAUUACUCUGCUGUCUCUAAUGUGAAGUGUUGUUAAAGCAGUAAAGUUGUUUCCUCUGGUGAGCCACUAAGAUGAGUUCUUUAUUCCUGAAAUUCUCACAUUUUUAGUGUAGGUUUUCACUGGAUUCCCGCACCCCACCACAGCAGAAUACUAAUCCAGCUCUCCAUGGCAGUGGCUCAUUUGAUUGGGAAGAUGGGGUGCACAGUGGAAUCCACUACACUCAAAGCACUGCAACUAGGAAAUGAAAAUUUCAGUAAUGGAUUGGAUUGCUGGGUACUUCAUAUCCCAAACUGGAGACAAGGGGGGCUUUUCCAUUUAGGAGAGGAAAAUUCUUGCAGGGGUCUUGAGUGCUGUCAUAAGAUUCAAUCAGAAUAUGCUAUCUCACAGUCUACCAUAAAGGCACUUAGAGAGGACCAAAAGACCAUCAAUCCCAGCAUUGCUAGUGAAUUUAAUUGCAUGUGCCCUGUAGAGGAGCCUAAAUGAAAAUGGAAGUGUCAUAUGUCAAAUAAGGAGAAUAUAAAGGUUUUCAAUCCAGUUGCAUACUUUUUAAUUUACUGGUGACUAGUUGGGAUUUAUAUAAUUUUCCUUUGUGAUUUAACUAAACUCAGGAAAUAUAAACAGAUUAUAAGAUGCUAGUUUCUGUUUUUAUAACCACUCAUGAAAAUGUAAAAAGGUUAACAUACCAUUAACUCUGUUUACUACAGUUAAUGUAUCAUAGUGACCUUGCAGAAAAUGUUUUGCUGUAUUAUAGCUUGGAUUUCCUUGGAGUAGUUUGGACCCUGCUGUAUUCAGGAUUCUAAUUAAAAUGAAGAGAGAUUAUAAGGCUUUGGUAUUUGUAGUUCUUAGAUCUUUGUACUAGAACCCAUCUGAGCUACAUAUUUGUGUAAAGCAUAAAUGUCUCUUGCUGCAAGUCACUUUGACAGGCAAAGCCCUCCAGCUGUUGCAUUGUGUUUGACUGUCAUGAAGCCUCUUUAACACACAUUAUUAUUGUGGGAAUAAAAUAUGAAAGAGAAAUAAUGAACGUAAUGAGAUUGUUCACCCUAAUAAUUACAUUUUGUGUCUUAAUCUUGUAUGAUGUUCCUUUAAAGUCACUGUGUCCAGAACAGCAAGCAGAUCUUAAAUGAUGCCAGACAGCCUUAUGUUUUGAGUUCAUGUUCGUCUAAAAAGUUCUUGUCCUACUAUGGCUUGUCUGUAUUCUCUUUGGAUUGUACUUUAACUCUUGUCCUAAGAUGUAUGCUGUAAAUGUAUCCUUUGCCCAGUAAGUGUACUACUUUUAUUUUUGCAUUGAGUCUACACAUUUGAUUCAGGUAGUGCCAAGAGAAUUAAAACAGUUCAAUGUAAGCAUGUGUAUUUUCUGCAUACAACCACAAUAUGAGCCAUGUUCAGCUUUUUUAUUGUAAUAUAUUGGCUGUAAAUAAAUAAAUAAAUUUCUGAUUCCUUAA